AUGUUCAACCAACCAAUGUCCUCACCACCUCAACACUCUCCCACCAAUAACAAUAAUGUCUUCAACAACAAUAAUAAUAACGGAACGGUGGUACCUGAUGGAAGUGUUGGUGGCGCUGCAAUGACUUCCAAUGUUGCUCUCAACCCAACAACAAACUUACAAGUCGUUAAUGGUUCAACUAGUAAUAAUAGCCUAGUAACCAUUCCAACCAAUUCAUCUUCAUCAACAACAAUGAACGUUAAUGGCGGUGCUGCUAAUCUUUCUGCCUUUAAUAUACCCAACAUUCCAUCAUCAGCAACAGCCUCAACAUUGAGUAACAUUCCAACAACAAUUGGUAAUAAUAACAAUCAAGUAGGGGAUAAUAUUUCCCAAUUUAUGCUUUCAACAACAAAAUCUGUCCUUUCGAGCAUGUCUUCUCCAACAAUGAGUAGUAACAAUCAAAAUGCUCCUUUACUUCCUUCUCCAUCAUCAAUUCAAGGAUUGUUGCAUAAUAGUAUCAAUUCGAACAUUAAUGCAUUGAAUAAUAAUGUAUCACAAACAACAUUAGGUGGGAUUAGUCAAUUGUUGAAUCCAACUACUGUUAAUUUCAAUCAACAAACAAGUCAUCAAAUUUCUAUUCCAUCCAUGAAUACAGCUAAUCAAAAUUUCACAAGUCAAUUGAAUAAUAAUGUCGGUGUAGUUGAUCAACAAAGUAAUCAAUGGAUGAAUUUUAAUCAAUCUUCCAAUAAUUAUCAAACACAAAACCCAUCAAGUGUUCUCUCCAUGAAUCAAAAUCCACAAUUGAAUGUUGUCAACAAUGCAAACUCAGGUCUCGUAAACAACUUGUUGAAUAACCAACAGCAAACUACCAAUAUAGAAUUGUUUAAUAUGCUAUUGGCAUCUAAUGGAAGUAACAUGAACAGUUCAAUUGAUAUGAACAAUAAUAUCUAUAAUAACAAUAGUAAUGUCAACACCAUGUUCAAUAAUGGAUUAAUUCCAACAAACAAUAUUAACCCAAUGAACAAUAUUAACAUUUCGAAUAACAUUCCAAACUCACCACCUAUGAAUAAUAGCUGGAAGUCUAUGGAAAAUCCUGUAUUAAGCCCAAAUUCCUAUAAUAGACAGAACCAAUUUACCAACCAAAAUUUUGUCAACCAACAAAUCCCUUCCAUGAAUAUUUCUAAUAACAAUAUGAGCAAAUUCAACCAACCAAAUAAUUUAAAUAACCAAAACAUGUUUGGCUCAUACAACAUGAAUAAUAUGAAUAGUAUGAACAACAUGAGCAUGAAUAUGAACAAUUCUAUGAAUCGUGGCAUGGGUCAACAAAUUCAAUUCCAAAACGUACAAUUCCCACCAGUUAAUAACAAUCUAAGAGAAAUAGUUUUCGAACAAUCGGGAUAUGCAAAGAAGAGAAGAGAUAGCUCAACUCCAAGUGCUAGCACAACACCAAGUAAGAAAUCCAACACAUCCAAAAAAGAAAAACCAACUCCCCAAGCUAAAACCCCUAAAACUCCUAAAACUGCUCAAACAAAAACCCCUCAAACAAAGGAAAAGCCAAUUGCUAAACCAUCAGUUCCUUCAUCAAGAAUUGAUAUUUUGAAACCUCUCCCAGAUAGAAUUAUUUAUUACAUUUUACAUUUUCUUCCUUCUUUCCCAGAUUAUGGAUCUUUCUGUCAAGUUUCCAAGAGAUUUUCAGAAAUUUGUCAAGUUGCAUACUUGCAAUUAGAUACUCUUUAUUUGAAAAAAGUUUCAGGUGUCAGUAAUGCUAAAGGUGCCAUUAACAGAUUUUAUAGUAUGAGAGAAGAUUAUAUUGAAGAUGUGGAUGUUAUUUCAGUCCGUAGACAACUCGUUUCAAAAGAAAAUGAUCCAAAUAAGAGAAAGUCAAAGUUGGAUAACCUUAAAGUUGAAAAGAAAGAUGUAACCAAACUGGUUUUAAAUCAAGUCAAUGUUGAUAACUUUAAAAAGUUAUUCGAGAAUUCAUACUUGUCCGAAUCUUUGAAAGAUUUCACACUAAUUGGCCAAAGGUUCAACUCUAAUUCUUUAAAACAAUUCUUUACUUCACUUCCAAAAGAAGUUGAAAGUGUUACACUUAUAGGAUGCUUGUUCACUAUUGAUCUUCCUUUUGCAUAUUAUGCAAGUUUGAGAAAAGAUAUUUCUCCAAAGAUGGAAAUACUCUUCAGUGAAAUUGUGGUGGUAGGUGCUGCUUCCAACGAUGAAAAGUCCAGAAAGAAUAAGAAAAAGAAAUUGGAAGAAGAAAACCCUAACCCUUUCAUUCCAACUUGGAUGACUGUACAGGAACUCAAAGAUUCUGUAACUGUUGAUACAUUGAAGAAGAUUCAAAAUCUUGGAUUGGAUUUAUUGACAGAUAGUAUUUGUGAUGGUAUAAGUGGAGCUUGUGCCGCUUGUAGAUAUGGAGAUAUUGAUUGCGUAAACUAUGUGCUCAGACUGAUUAAUGCUGAAUCUAUUUCACCAUCUGUGAACAUGAUUUAUCAAACCCUAUUGUUCAACAGGAAGAAUCUCUUACCAAUUAUUAACAAAUUUGUUGAAAUUUUCCCUCGUAACUUAUUACUUUCUGCUAGAUUUACUACUGCUCAACAAAAGCAAAGUAAAUCCAAGCCAACCACUUCUGAAAAGCUAAAUUAUUCAUUCCAAAGUUUGUUGAGAGUUGAUCAAUCUCCAUCUGAACUUCCAACUAUCAGCAAACAAUCCAUCGAAGAUAGACAAUUAACACCUUACCUCUGUGCUUGUGCUUUUGGUAGUUUGGAAAUUUGUACUCUCAUUUCACCAGAACCAGUUUUACAAAUUGACACUGAUUCAAAUACAGGACUUCAUCUUGCUUGCAUGAACGGAAAUAUUCAAGUUGCCAAGUAUUUAAUUGAAAAGAAUCAUUCUUUGGAUGCAAAGAACAACAAGUCACAAUCAAUUUUGCACAGUUUAAUGUUGUGUCCACCAGAAAAAGACUCUGACGAUCUUACAAUUUGUUUGCAAAUGGUAUUGGAUAGGCUUGCACAAAGAGGAAAUUUAACAGGCAUCUUGAGUGCACGCGACCUUCUUGGAAACACAUGUUUGCACUAUGCAGUUGAAAAUAGACAUAGCGGAGGUGUAAAACUACUCUUAGAUUAUUAUUCAAAGGGAGAUUAUGUUGAAAAUUACUUGAAGAUUGCUAAUGCCAAAGAAAUGACACCAAUCUUACUUGUCUUCUUUAACAAUGCUCCUAGAAAUGACAAGACUGCCAACAUUCUCAUCUCUUUGAUGAAUAAUAACUUUGAGAAUAACUUUAAAGAGUUGAUAAUUAGAAAGGAUGAAGAUGGUGAUGUUAUUAGUUCCAAGACUAUUUUCACAGAAAUUCUUGAAUCCGAAUCAUCAUUUUCUACUUCUUUCCUCAAUCAAUAUCUUUCUGUUAUGCCAGAAAAGAAGGAUUCUAUUUUGAAUUACUCUCCAGACAGUAGUUCUGCUUCUUUGAUCUAUUAUUGUGUAUCCUUACCUAAGGACACAACUUUACUUGUUAAAUGGUUAAUUGCCAAUGGAGCUAACGUUCAACAAUUAGAUUCAAGUGGAAAAACUUUCUUGCAUGUAGCUAUUGAGAAGGAAUCAAUAGAAGAUUUAGACAGUGUGAUUGAUAGUCUUUCUUUGAUCUUGUCUGCUGAACAACUUAAACAACUCAUUAUGACUCAGGAUAAGGAAAAGAAAUAUACAGUACUUCACCAAUGUGCAAUUUCAGACAAGUAUGCCAAGUCAUGUGCUAAAUUAAUUUCUGUCGGAGCAGAUCCUCUUGCACUUGAUGCUGAAAAGAAUACACCACUAAUGGUCUCUAUCAGUUUUGCUAACUAUGAUGCUUCUCAGUACUUGUUAACAAAUGAGUCCAAGAAUUUCGUUAAUGGAAAUAAUGUUUCUCCAAUUAUCCUACUUUUAAGAAAUUCCAAAGAUUUAAAACACUUCUUAAAUGAAAAAGAGAUUAAUCAAGCAGAUUACAAUACCUCUAUUGAAAAACUUGAAGAGUUAGCCAUGAAAAUGUUGGAAUCUGGAGUUGAUAUUGCAAGUGAUACUAUUCUAGAUUAUGUAGAUGAGGAUAGACCAAGCGCUUUGAUGUUAGCUAUUGAAGGAGGUUUAUCAAUGGAGAUUAUUACCAAGAUUGUUGAACAUCCAGAUGUAUUCAUUAAUCAUCAAACCGCCAAGUCACUUGUGACUCCUCUCCAUGUUGCAUGUGAAGAAGGUUAUUCUGAAGUUGUUACUCUUCUCAUUCAGAAGGGAGCUAACAUUUUAAUGCCUGAUAAUAAUAAGGCUAUUCCUAUUGUCUAUGCCAUAAUUCAUUCAAAUAGUGAAGCUAUAGAGUUGAUUCUCCAACACAUUGACUCGUCAUGUAAAAUUAGAAAGGAAGCACCUAAUGCUGAAAAAUUGCUUGAAAGAGCUAAAUUCUUUAUUAGAGACUUGCCAGUUGAAUGUUUGGAAUCAUUCAUGUUACAAGCUGUUUCUGAAAAUAUUUUGGUAGAUUUGCUAAAUAGAAUAUUAUCUUUGAGAAUGGAGCAAAGAAAUACGUCAAUAGAAAAGGAUAGAGAUUACAAGAUCUUUACUGACCAAGGUGCUAGUGUUUUGAUGGUUGCUUCUCAAGAAGGAAAGCUUGAAGUUUUCAAAUCAUACUUGGAGUACAUGUCCACUUUUGAAACAUUCAAUGGUGGAGAGUUUUCAGAAAUUAGUGAAAUUCUCAAACUAGGCGAUCAAUCCAAUGAUACUCUCGCUCACUAUGCCUGUAUGGCUCCUGAUAAUAAUAAGAGUACAGCUGCUGUUAUCAAAGAAAAGUUGGCUAUUUUGGAAAUUCUUCUCAAAUAUAGCGCAUCAUUGGAUAUUCAGAAUGAUGAAGGUAACACUCCAUUGCAUAUUGCUUGCAGAGAAGGAUUUACCCCUCUCGCCAAAUUCCUAUUGAAACAGGGAUGUGACAAGAAUGUUACUAAUAAUGAUGGAAAUACACCAGAUACACUUGCUGAUGAUGGAGGCCAUUAUGAUUUAUUGGCAGCUUGCUUUGAUGAGGAAGUUCCUGAAAAGCCAGCCAAAACUAAAACCUCCAAUAGAAAUAAGAGAGGUACAAAGAGAAAAUCAUCUUCAGAGUCUGAUGAUGAAUUCGUUGCGUCAGAUCAAGAUGCUGAUUCUGAUGAAGAAUCAGAUGAGGAUUCAGAAAUGUCAGAUGACGAAGCUCCAACAAAGACCAUCCCAAAAAGAGCAACAAAAAUAAAAAGAGAAAUGUGAGCUAGUGUUAUUU
Molecule: messenger RNA, 5233 nt
Organism: Naegleria gruberi
Lineage: Eukaryota; Heterolobosea; Eutetramitea; Acrasida; Naegleriidae
Product: ankyrin repeat domain-containing protein
Exons: 1
Coding region: 1-5220 (1739 amino acids)
Biological process (GO): protein localization to ciliary inversin compartment
Cellular component (GO): ciliary inversin compartment
Molecular function (GO): protein binding
Source: RefSeq, a predicted model, not a curated record